This is a messenger RNA of Trifolium pratense (red clover), 1985 nucleotides long. RefSeq lists its product as uncharacterized. The record is from RefSeq and is a predicted model, not a curated record. Bases 1106 to 1657 code for a protein of 183 amino acids. The transcript has 2 exons. NCBI's taxonomy places the organism in Eukaryota, Viridiplantae, Streptophyta, Magnoliopsida, Fabales, Fabaceae.
UUCUUGGUUACCUUCACAAAGAGGUGUGUAAAGAGCACACCUGAUGUGGAUCCAAUUAAAACUAGCCAGCUGUAUUAUUUAUUUCUCUUUUUAAUUUACAGAUUUGGUUUAUAAACUUUUGUUAUUUUCACAAUUGACCAUAUUGCAUUAAUGACUCUCAAUCUUUUCAAGAAAAUUGUUAGUGUCACUUUUCUUUUUUUUUUUUUCACAAAAAAAAAAAAAUUGUUUCUAUCACCUAGAGAACAGAGAACACGCUUCAUCUUCUUUCUCUGGUUUUUCUUUGUUUCCUAUUCUUCUUCUCCAUACCCAUUUUCUUGCUUCGUACAAGUUGAAUUUCACUUCAUCAUCUUACGAAUCAAACUUGAAUCAAACUUGUGUUCAUCGAAUUAGCAUCCUACACAAAUCAACCAAUCUUUCUAUCUCUACCACAACAUUUACAAGUAAGUUACUCUAUCAUUUUUUGGGUUUUUCACUUCCUUUAGUUUUAGGUUAGUUUUGUUUGUGUUUGGUGCUUUGAUUUGUUGUUACCGAAUUUUGCACCGUGGGUAAUUGAGGUUAGCUUUGAUUUCUUUGUUAACUCAGUCAUUGUGUAUUGCAUACAAACUCAGUCGUUUAUAAUCGCACGAGGAACUCUCAUUCUAUAAAAAAUUGCAUGUCGUGAAAUCUAAAGUUUUGGUAUUAUUUGUUGAAACAUUGUGUUUAUUUCUUGUUGAAACUUUUAUCUGGUGCUUAUCCAACAUUUAACAUGUUCAUGUUCUGCUCUGGGACGGUUUAAUCACCUUGAUAGUUAAUUAAGGGAGCUGUCUGUGUGAUUUUAAUUGUUAUCUUCUGAUACCGAGUUUUAGUUUUAGGUUAGUUUUGUGCUUGUAACAAAACCCAACUCUUGCCUUUGUUUUGUUCCCGAAUUUUGUACUGCAAAAUUCCUUGUUUUGUGCUUGUUCGGUUACUACUUUUAUAGUGGAUUGUAUCCUUGCUUUUUCAAACACUCCUUGUGUUUUGUUAAAGUUUAUCUAAUAAAAUUAUUGUUGUUUCAAAAAAAAAAAGUUCAUACCUUCAAGGUUUGUUUUUGGAUCAGAAUGUCAUUAUUCCUGUCCAUUUACAAGGAAUGACAGUGCAUGAUCUGGUGGAUGGUAAUGGUAAGUGGAAUUGGAGUUUAUUUGACAGUUGGAUACCUGCAGAUUGUUGUAAAAAAAUUGCAGCAAUUCUACCUCCAAAUGAUGAUUAUGGUGGUGACGAGAGGGUUAGUAUUGGAGGAAGUACACAACAAUUCUCAGUUGCUAAUAUAUAUAACAACUUGUGUGGAUUUAAUGAGAAGGAUGUUAACACCAUUUGGAUGAAAAUCUGGCGUUUGAAGGUUCCAGAGAGAGUUCGGACACUAAUUUGGUUGAUUUUUCAUAAAAGAUUGUUAACUAACUCUCUCAAAAGCAAGAUGGGGCUGCAUCAUGCUAUGUGUGUUUUUUGUGGAGAUGUAGAGGAAACAAUACUUCAUGUUAUGAGAGAUUGUCCAAAAGCAAUGGCUAUAUGGAGUAGUGUGCUAUCAGUAAAUGAUAGAGGAAUUUUUUGUGUAGGAGAGCUGCAAAAUAUGUUUACACUUCUUUGCAUUAUAACAACACCACUUCUUUGCAUUAUGGAACACAUAGUUUUAAGAGCAUGUUGAAGGACGUAGAGCGUUCAGCAAAACAUCAGAAUUAAGGACAGUUUACGACCUUUUAUGUUUGUGUAUCAGGAAUGUUGGGUGGUUUUGUGUAUCAGGAAUGUUUACGACAUUUUAUGCUUCUGCUGCUUCUUCUGUACCAAAAGGAGUGUUGGCUUAUUUUUUGUACCAAAAGGCAUUAUAAUGCUUAAUUAAGUUGUAGCAAAUAAUGACUUAUACAUGUUUUAUGUGGUUAAGUUUGAAUUCUAAGCUCUCUUAUUGUAACUUUUCAAAUAUUAUCUCGGAAAGAGGAUUAAGUAAAAUCUGCAUAAUUUGAAUGGUAUAGUGCAGA